Molecule: messenger RNA, 920 nt
Organism: Pygocentrus nattereri (red-bellied piranha)
Lineage: Eukaryota; Metazoa; Chordata; Actinopteri; Characiformes; Serrasalmidae
Product: zinc-binding protein A33-like
Exons: 1
Coding region: 188-781 (197 amino acids)
Molecular function (GO): protein binding
Source: RefSeq, a predicted model, not a curated record
CCUAGUGGGUAGCCUAUGUUAAUCCUUUGGAAUUACCUAGUUUUCUGCAUUGACUGGUCAUAGAAUGUGAUAAGUAUAAACAAACACAAUAUGCUAAAGCUAAUAACACACAGUUAUAAUUUUUUUAUUGUGUACACUAGCCGCGACCCAGAAGGAGAAGCAGCUUUUCAAUCUGAUCUGAAAGAUAAUGCAUUUAUUUAUAAUCUGCUCUUAUCAUACACUGUUUCUCUCAGUGGAUCUGACUCUGGAUCCUGAUACAGCGUUUCACAAACUCAUUCUGUCUGAUGAUCGAAAAAAAGUGACACACAAAGACACAAAACAGGACCUUCCUGACAACCCAAAGAGAUUUGACACAUGUUCCUAUGUCCUGGCAAAGGAGGGAUUCUCCUCAGGGAGAUUUUACUAUGAGGUGCAGGUCAGUGGCAAAACUAAAUGGGAUUUAGGAGUGGCCAGAGAGUCCGUUAACAGGAAGGGGAAGAUUACACUGAGCCCAAAGAAUGGAUUCUGGACUGUGUGGUUGAGGAAUGGGAAUGUAUAUAGAGCUCUUGCUGACCCCUCAGUAUUAUUGUCCCUGAGAGAGAAGCCCCAGAAGGUGGGGGUGUUUGUGGAUUAUAAGGAGGGUCUGGUCUCCUUUUAUGAUGUGGAGUCCAGAUCUCAUAUCUACUCUUUCACUGGUCAGUCGUUCACUGAGAAACUCUAUGCAUACUUCAGCCCUCAUAAUAAUGAUAAGGGUAAAAAUUCAGCUCCACUGAUCAUCUCACUCAUUUCAAAAACUCAGUAAUUCCUCAGUACAGUACAGUAUAAGCAGACACAAUUGUUUUCUGAUUCCAUGUACAGAAAACAAAAUAUGAGUGUAUAAAAAUGAUGUGAAUUUCAUAGCUGGAUCAUUACUCCAUACAUACAUAAUUUAAAAAUGAUGU